Diprion similis is the source of this 2554-nucleotide messenger RNA. It is a transcript of the gene Calx, whose product is annotated as sodium/calcium exchanger 3. Gene Ontology annotation, molecular function: calcium:sodium antiporter activity. Gene Ontology annotation, biological process: calcium ion import across plasma membrane; cell communication; sodium ion transmembrane transport. The record is from RefSeq and is a predicted model, not a curated record. The transcript is spliced from 6 exons. Bases 236 to 2479 code for a protein of 747 amino acids. Gene Ontology annotation, cellular component: postsynapse; sarcolemma; axon. NCBI's taxonomy places the organism in Eukaryota, Metazoa, Arthropoda, Insecta, Hymenoptera, Diprionidae.
AGUACGCGACCGAGCGCGAUUCAGGUCUCGUCUACGUCAGUCCGUGAUGCACGGAAUAACACGCAACUUUUUGGGGAGCGUCCAUAAAUUGCUGAUAAUAGACUGUCGAUAAACGUAUUGGGUGUUUGUUUCGUUACUCAACGCCUGUCCUACAUUUCUGUCACUCAUUUUUCUUCGCCUAGUUGUUCAUCUCUCUUUUUCUUCUGAACUUUCAGUGUGAAUUUGGGUUUCAAGAAUGCCAGGUAAUUAUUCAGCUCGGUGUGAACCGGGACUAGUACUACCAGUGUGGACACCGGUGGAUAACUUAGAGCUAAUUGACAUCGUCCUGAGGGGCUCGGUGUAUUUCUUUCUACUUAUGUACUUGUUCAUUGGAGUUUCGAUAGUAAGCGAUCGGUUUAUGGCAGCUAUCGAAGUGAUUACUUCGAAAGAAAAGGAGUUGGUAGUUCGCAGACAUGGCAGAGAACCACAGAUAGUUGUAGUGCGAGUGUGGAACGAGACCGUGGCUAACUUGACGUUAAUGGCAUUGGGAAGUAGCGCACCAGAAAUCUUACUGUCGAUUAUUGAAAUAUGGGCGAAGAAUUUCGAAGCGGGAGAACUUGGGCCUGGGACAAUAGUGGGAUCCGCAGCCUAUAAUCUUUUCGUCAUUAUAUCUCUCUGCGUCUUUGUCAUCCCGGAAGGUGAGACGCGGAAAAUAAAGCACUUGAGAGUUUUCUUCGUCACCGCAACUUGGAGCAUAUUUGCGUACGUUUGGCUCUACAUCAUCCUUGCAGUGUCAAGCCCCGGCGUUCUCGAGGUUUGGGAGGGAAUCCUGACGUUCUCCUUCUUUCCAGCUACUGUCCUAACGGCUUACGUUGCCGAUCAGCGACUUCUAAUUUACAAAUACCUGCACAAAGGUUACCGCAUGAACAAGCGAGGUGUAAUCGUCCAGGGCGAAGCAGCUGAUUCAGGCAGGGGCACGGAACUCGAGAUAAAAACAGGCAAUAAUGGUAUCCGCUGUGAACAUAUCGACAGUGAUUCACCGGAAGCUCGGGAGUUCGAACAAAUGCGUCGUGACUAUAUACAAACUUUGCGAGAACUCCGCAAGCAGCAUCCUACUUUGUCGUUGGAACAGCUAGAGGUAAUGGCCCACGAAGAGGUGCUCGGAAAAGGGCCAAAAAGCCGCGCUUUCUAUCGGGUUCAGGCGACUCGGAAGAUGGUUGGAGCUGGAAAUCUUAGCAGAAAAAUAAGCGAACGUGCUCAGAGUGAUCUUAGUGAGGUCAAGGCGGAAUUGCAGCGUGCAGAGGCCGAGAGCAUUGACAUUGACGCAGUGAAUGCUAUGCGUGUCUUUUUCGAUCCCUGCCACUAUACGGUCAUGGAAAACGUUGGAACAUUUGAGGUUGGUGUGACAAGGGCUGGUGGCGAUCUACGCCAGGAAUGUGCCGUUGAUUACUGUACCGAAGACGGUUCGGCUGAGGCUGGUUCCGAUUACGUAAGUACCAGCGGGACGCUAAUUUUCGCACCCGGUGAGACCAGGAAGACCAUUCAACUUUCGGUCAUCGACGACGAGCUGUUCGAAGAAGACGAGCAUUUUUAUGUCAGACUUAAUAACUGCACUCAACCUGCAACGCUUUCGUCGCCGAGUUUGGCGACAGUAAUGAUCCUCGAUGAUGACCAUAGCGGUAUCUUCGGAUUCCCGGAACGUGACGUAGAAGUAGUGGAAAGCGUUGGUCAAUAUUCACUCAGGGUAGUUCGCUAUAGUGGGGCUCGGGGUCGCGUUAUAAUACCAUAUCACACUGAAGAAGGUACAGCGAAACCGGGGAAGCAGUACGUUGACCUGUCGGGGACUGUGACCUUUGAGGACAACCAAACAGAGAAGUUCAUAACAUUGACAAUAAUUGAGGAGGACUCCUAUGAAAAAGAUGCCCUAUUCUACGUUGAACUUGGGGAACCGCAGCUUCAAGGAGAUAUCGCUGGUGGAUACCUUUGCUUUGUUACAAGCAUAUUUGGGAUUGGUGUGGUGACAGCAAUCAUCGGAGAUGUCGCAUCCUACUUUGGCUGUACCCUAGGCAUAAAGGAUUCAGUGACUGCAGUUGUCUUCGUGGCCCUGGGUACCAGCAUUCCAGACACCUUUGCCAGCAAAGUAGCUGCCUGCCAGGAUAAAUACGCGGAUGCAAGUGUAGGCAACGUGACCGGAAGCAAUGCGGUGAACGUCUUCUUGGGUAUAGGUAUCGCUUGGAGCAUCGCGGCAAUCUACCACGCCUGUCACGGUAGAAAAUUUGAAGUUCAGCCCGGCAAUCUGGCUUUCUCCGUGACACUGUUCUGCACCGAGGCUUGCUUUGUUAUCAUCGUGCUUCUAUUGAGGAGAGCUAAAAACAUCGGUGGUGAACUGGGUGGACCUCUGGUACCAAAAUACCUCACGUCUAUCUUCUUGUUUUCCCUGUGGAUUUUCUACCUUGUCAUGUCAACCCUGGAAGCCUACGGCGUCAUCGGUGGCUUCUAAAUUUCUGGGAAACGGUUCCAACAGGGCAAACUGCCCCUCAGCAGGAGUGUCGGUUAUAAGAUUCACGCUUAACGA